This is a messenger RNA of Balaenoptera ricei (Rice's whale), 3352 nucleotides long. RefSeq names its product Raf-1 proto-oncogene, serine/threonine kinase (gene RAF1). Gene Ontology annotation, cellular component: cytosol; plasma membrane; mitochondrion. The transcript is spliced from 19 exons. The record is from RefSeq and is a predicted model, not a curated record. Gene Ontology annotation, biological process: signal transduction; protein phosphorylation. NCBI's taxonomy places the organism in Eukaryota, Metazoa, Chordata, Mammalia, Artiodactyla, Balaenopteridae. The coding region runs from base 466 to 2472 and encodes 668 amino acids. Gene Ontology annotation, molecular function: protein kinase activity; ATP binding.
GGAGCACCGAGUGGAGGGCUCGCUUGCCGGGGCCGCCCGAAAGCGUCUUCAGUGCGGGCGCUGGGGCCGCCAUCUUAGAUGGCGGGAGUAAGACGAGAAAGAGCGUGAGAAGCGAAGGCUUCCCUGCCGCUCUUCUUGGGCCCCGAAGAGGGCCAGCUGGCCGGGCUUUGGGGUGUGUGCCCUGAGGCGCGGAGUGCGAGAGCGACGAUGCGAGGGCUGCCCGGGGCCCCGUCCCCUGGGCUGGGGACGCGCCGAAUGUGACCGCCUCCCGCUCCCUCACCCGCCGCGGGGAGGAGGAGCGGACCAGACGCCACAGCCGGACGACUGGACACAGAGGCGGCCGGGCUCCCUCAGCUUGAAAAAGUGCUGAGUUACAGUCUAGGAAAGAAAGAGACUUGAGAUUUUGAAGUCUUCCUUGAAGAAGCUGGCUAUUAAGAAGGUUUAAGUAUUGUGUAAGCUGCAUCAAUGGAGCACAUACAGGGGGCCUGGAAGACGAUCAGCAAUGGUUUUGGAUUCAAAGAUGCGGUGUUUGAUGGCCCCAGCUGCAUCUCCCCUACAAUAGUUCAGCAGUUUGGCUAUCAGCGUCGGGCAUCAGAUGAUGGCAAACUUACGGACCCUUCUAAGACAAGCAACACUAUCCGUGUUUUUUUGCCAAACAAGCAAAGAACAGUGGUCAACGUGCGGAAUGGAAUGAGCUUGCAAGACUGCCUUAUGAAAGCUCUCAAGGUGAGGGGCCUGCAACCAGAGUGCUGUGCAGUUUUCAGACUUCUCCACGAACACAAGGGUAAAAAAGCACGUUUAGAUUGGAAUACUGAUGCUGCCUCAUUGAUUGGAGAGGAACUUCAAGUAGAUUUCUUGGAUCAUGUUCCGCUCACAACACACAACUUUGCUCGGAAGACCUUCCUGAAGCUUGCCUUCUGUGACAUCUGUCAGAAGUUCCUGCUAAAUGGGUUUAGAUGUCAGACUUGUGGCUACAAGUUUCACGAGCAUUGUAGCACCAAAGUACCUACUAUGUGUGUGGACUGGAGUAAUAUCAGACAACUCUUGCUGUUCCCAAAUUCCAUUGUUGGUGAUAGUGGGGUCCCAGUACUGCCUUUUUUGACAAUGCGUCGGAUGCGAGAGUCUGUUUCCCGGAUGCCUGUUAGUUCCCAGCACAGAUACUCCACACCCCACGCUUUCACAUUCAACACCUCCAGCCCCUCCUCUGAAGGUUCCCUCUCCCAGAGGCAGAGGUCGACGUCCACACCUAAUGUCCACAUGGUCAGCACCACCUUGCCCGUGGACAGCAGGAUGAUUGAGAAUAACAGCCUGAAUCCUUCUCCCAGGGCGUGGUCCAGACGAUUUUGUUUGAGGGGAAGAGAUGCAAUUCGAAGUCACAGUGAAUCAGCCUCACCUUCAGCCUUGUCCAGCAGUCCCAACAAUCUGAGCCCAACAGGCUGGUCACAGCCCAAAACCCCUGUGCCGGCACAGAGAGAGCGGGCACCGGGAUCCAGCACCCAGGAGAAAAACAAAAUUAGGCCUCGUGGACAGAGAGAUUCAAGCUAUUACUGGGAAAUAGAAGCCAGUGAAGUGAUGCUCUCCACUCGGAUUGGGUCAGGCUCCUUUGGAACUGUUUAUAAGGGCAAGUGGCAUGGAGACGUUGCAGUAAAGAUUCUAAAGGUUGUUGAUCCCACACCGGAGCAGCUCCAGGCCUUUAGGAAUGAAGUGGCUGUCCUUCGCAAAACCCGGCACGUGAACAUCCUGCUCUUCAUGGGGUACAUGACGAAGGACAACCUGGCAAUUGUGACCCAGUGGUGCGAGGGCAGCAGCCUCUAUAAACACCUGCACGUCCAGGAGACCAAGUUCCAGAUGUUCCAGUUGAUUGACAUUGCCCGGCAGACGGCUCAGGGAAUGGACUAUUUGCAUGCAAAGAACAUCAUCCACAGAGACAUGAAAUCCAACAAUAUAUUUCUCCAUGAAGGCCUGACGGUGAAAAUUGGAGAUUUUGGUUUGGCAACAGUGAAGUCGCGCUGGAGUGGUUCUCAGCAGGUUGAACAACCCAGCGGCUCCAUCUUGUGGAUGGCCCCAGAGGUGAUUCGAAUGCAGGACAAUAACCCGUUCAGCUUCCAGUCCGACGUCUACUCGUACGGCAUCGUGCUGUACGAGCUCAUGACAGGGGAGCUGCCCUACUCCCACAUCAGCAACCGCGAUCAGAUCAUCUUCAUGGUGGGCCGAGGGUACGCCUCCCCAGACCUUAGUAAGCUGUACAAGAACUGCCCCAAAGCAAUGAAGAGGCUGGUAGCCGACUGUGUGAAGAAAGUUAAGGAAGAGAGGCCUCUUUUUCCCCAGAUCCUGUCUUCCAUUGAGCUGCUCCAACACUCUCUACCGAAAAUCAACCGGAGCGCUUCUGAGCCAUCCCUGCACCGGGCGGCCCAUACCGAGGACAUCAAUGCCUGCACGCUGACCACAUCCCCUAGAUUGCCUGUCUUCUAGCUGACUCUGCACCUGCACUCAGGCCACCAGGUGGGAAGGGAAGUCAGCAGGCAUCACCUUUCUGCGGGGACAUUGCUCGUCUUCAGAGAAGCUGCUGCUAAGGACCUUCUAGACCACUCACAGGGCCUUAACUUCACGUUGCCUUUUCUACCCCUCUGGCCCUGGGAGGAGGAAGCCAUUCACAGUGUUGGUUUGUCCUGCUCACCCGCAACCCCUGUGCUCAUGAGCCGAGCCUCCUUCAGAUGCACCGGUGGCUGCUGAUGGCAGUACAUGAUCUGGGGCCCCAGCUGUUGGCUAAACGAGUAUUUUUAGGGCAAGAAAAAGCACCCAGAGGGGAAAUGUAGGUAGCAGGCAAACCAGCCGUGACGUGGGGACACGUGGAUUUUGGAAAUCAGCUCCUACGAGGAACGCUUACCACAGAAGGAAGGACGGACUUCUCUUCAGAGAUACGUGGUGUGGCACCAAACAGGUAGUUUUUGCACAUAAUGCACCAAACAGCCCAGGACUGUCGAGACCGUGGCAGCCUGGAGGAGCCUGCUUUGGUACUAUAUGGACUUGACUUUGGGGACACUUCCUUUUCUUGAAGGUCUCUAGUGCUUUGGGAUGGUUUUCCAGAAGAGGUGCUUGGCGUGCCCCUCCCAGUCUCCGCCCUCUCAGGGAGCAGUCUUCCAUUGUGCUGAAUUUGUCUUCCAGGAGCUGCCCCUAUGGGGCGGGGCCCCCCCCCCCCCCCCGCCCACCGCCAGCCUGGUCCCUACAUCAUCAUAUGCAAGGAAGCCAGGAACACAGGUUUUCUUGAUAAUUUGGGUUUAAUUUUGUUUUUAUUGCGCCUGACAAAAUACAGUUAUUCAAUUUGUUAUUUUAAUAAAAUAAAUUAAAUGUA